AUGACAUCAAUUAUAUGGCGGGAACACAAAGGAUUUUGCAUUGUUCCUGACUACACCCCUUUGAAAGAGACCACAAAUACCAAUGGUAUCGACCUGCUACCAUGGGAUCAAUAUUUGGAAAAGGAAAACGUUGUUGAUAUUUCAUCUACUGUUCCAACCCAGGAACCCACACCAAACAAGAAAUUAACAAAGCUGGAAAAGCGUGAAUUGAGACAAAUGAAAAAGAUAAAUGUUCAGCGCCGGAAACAGAUGCAGCGACAAAUGGAACUAGAUUCCAGCAACACUGCCAUCGAAGCCACGUUCAAGCCUUAUCUAGCGAAGCAGGAGCUCAAACAAAUAUACAACAAGAUAAUAACGGCGAAAUCAACAUCUAAAGAAGGCACGUCAGACUUCAAGUUAGGUCAGUGCCAUUCAAUAUCCAUCUACAAAUCAGACUUGGAGCAUAUCUUGCCUGGGGAAUGGUUCAACGAUAAUAACAUCUCCUUAGUGUAUGAGCUUAUUAAGGAGACGUUUAUAAACCUGGGACUGUGUCGACCUUUCACGAACCAAGUACAGCUAUUAUUUCCCAGUGUGGUCCAGCUCAUGCAACAUUUUCCCGCUUCAGACAUUGAAAAUCUCUUGCCUAUGGACGAUUUGAAAAAACUGAAAAUUAUAUUCCUACCAAUCAAUAUGAUUGACGAGCCGCUAGAAGAAUUGGACCUAGAGACCGCUAAUAACGGUGACCACUGGGUGUUGGGCGUCCUUUCUCUUCUCGAUGAGAGACUAUACGUCUACGAUUCAAUGAAGAUCGACGUUGAUAUCAAAGGAGAUUUACAGUUACAAAAAUUGUGUAAAAAGCUAGAAAGUUGCUCAAAUUUGGUACGAGGUAAAAUAAAGAUUGUCCUGCUAAAUUGCGAUCAACAACGUAACUUCGAUGAUUGUGGGGUUUUUGUCGUAAUGAUCACAUGUUACCUUAUGGAUCAAUUUUGUUUCAGCGAGGAGAUCGCAUUGGAUUUGACGCAUGUUAAAUUCAACUCUCUAGAUGCCAGGUUAUCUUUGAUGAAGUUAGUAUCAAAUUUCAUUGAAUAA
This is a messenger RNA of Lodderomyces margitis, 1068 nucleotides long. It is a transcript of the gene ULP1, whose product is annotated as Ulp1p. The transcript has a single exon. Gene Ontology annotation, biological process: proteolysis. Gene Ontology annotation, molecular function: cysteine-type peptidase activity; deNEDDylase activity. The record is from RefSeq and is a predicted model, not a curated record. The coding region runs from base 1 to 1068 and encodes 355 amino acids. NCBI's taxonomy places the organism in Eukaryota, Fungi, Ascomycota, Pichiomycetes, Serinales, Debaryomycetaceae.